Messenger RNA from Colletotrichum godetiae, 1544 nucleotides. RefSeq names its product DHS-like NAD/FAD-binding domain-containing protein. The transcript has a single exon. The record is from RefSeq and is a predicted model, not a curated record. Gene Ontology annotation, molecular function: histone deacetylase activity, NAD-dependent; NAD+ binding. NCBI's taxonomy places the organism in Eukaryota, Fungi, Ascomycota, Sordariomycetes, Glomerellales, Glomerellaceae. Bases 282 to 1361 code for a protein of 359 amino acids. Gene Ontology annotation, cellular component: nucleus.
UCAAUGUUGGUCUGUGGCCCCCGGGGGCCAUCUUCAACAGACAUGUGCAAUGCAAAAGGGGAUUGAUAUUACAUGUCAUUUCUUUGUUGGUUGCUUCGCCGCGUUGGAAUUUGGCAUCUAAGGUAGAAAGACAUGUCAGAUCCGGCGUGCCGCCUUUUUUCUAGGCAACUAACAAGAAUUGAGAGAGUUAUUUGAAGGAUACGAUUUCCCUCUUGACAUCUCGAAACAUCGAUCUAUCAUAAUACAAUCCAAUCACACCUUCGUCAUCUCUACGCCAAGAUAUGAUGGCUGGCUCAACUGCAGCCCUGCCCGACCUAGAUCCUGUCGCGCUCGUCGAUUUUCACGAGACUCUCAAGAAGUCAAAGCGCAUCGUUGCCGUCAUCGGCGCAGGCCUUUCGGUAUCUUCAGGCCUAGCCACCUUUAGAGGGGCCAACGGACUGUGGAGGAAUCAGGACAUAACGCAGGUCGCCUCGCCCGCAGGCUUCCGUCACGACCCGGGACUCGUCUGGCAAUUCUACACGUAUCGCCGGCACGACGCCCUUCGUGCCAAGCCGAAUCCUGCUCACUAUGCCCUGGCCGAGCUCGCGCGGAAAGUACCUGGUUUCGUCGCGCUGACGCAGAAUGUCGAUAACCUGAGCUCUCGGGCUGGUCAUCCACCCAGCCAGCUGAAGGAGCUCCACGGCAACCUUUUCGCGUUGUCUUGCGUCGAUAUCAUCGGGUGCGGGUACACCGAGCACGACAACUUUGAGGAAUCUUUAUCACCGGCACUCGAUCCCUCAAAAAACGAGGAGAAGACCAUCGGCAGCAUCGACCCGGACAACAAGCCUCGUGCUAGCCCAGUUCUGUUGGCCGGUAUCGCACGAAAACACGCGCAGAUUCUCGGGGACAAGUAUGAGGGAAACAAACCGACCACGCGGGAUCUGACCGCUCUGAAAGGCCCGGACGAACCGGCGCCCUCGAAUCCCAUUGCCGGUGUUCGGCUGUCAUCGGGAUUGGAGGAAAAGGACCUGCCGCAAUGCCCCAGGUGCAAGAAGAGCAUACUCCGCCCUGCCGUCGUCUGGUUUGGCGAGCCACUGCCGGUUGAGGUUGUGGAGGAGGCUCAGGCGCUUUUCGAUGAUCCCGAGCCCAUCGACCUCUUUCUAACGAUUGGGACUACUAGCAAGGUCUGGCCGGCUGCUGGGUAUGCCGAGAUGGCUCGCAAAAAGGGUGCGAGAGUUGCGGUUAUCAACACGCGAGCUGAGGACGCUAGACAUAUUCGGCCGGUAAAGGACUGGGUAUUUGUAGGGGAUGCGGCAGUUGUUCUGCCAGAGUUGCUGAAGCCGAUUAUUGGUGAAUCAUACGAUCGGGUCGAGAAGAAGUAGUAAAAUGGGCACAUCGUCGCAGAUCAUCGCGGGCCUGGGAAAGAACUAGACUGAUACAACAAUUUACUCCUUGCCUUUACUUCCCGGUGAGACUUCUCGAUGAAAAGCAUUGGAUCUAGUAGACAUGUAGCGAUUGGCACUGUCCCCAUACUAGCAUCAGACAUCGGUAGCGUCAUGUCUGUG